CACAAAAGAAAAGCAAGAAAACAAAACGCUUUUUUUUGUAGCAAAAUGGCUAUCAAUAGAAUUGCGAUUGGAACGCCAGGAGAAGCUAGCGGUCGAGAUGCGAUCAGAGCGGCUUUUGCUGAGUUUUUCUCCAUGGUUAUAUUCGUUUUCGCCGGUCAAGGCUCCGGCAUGGCUUACGGAAAGCUAACUGGAGACGGUCCAGCCACACCUUCUGGUCUAGUGGCCGCGUCUUUGUCUCAUGCGUUUGCAUUGUUCGUGGCGGUUUCCGUUGGAGCAAACGUUUCAGGCGGCCACGUGAAUCCCGCGGUUACGUUUGGAGCUUUUAUAGGUGGGAACAUCACGUUGUUGAGAGCUAUUCUUUAUUGGAUUGCUCAGUUACUUGGAGCAGUAGUAGCUUGCUUGUUGCUCAAGGUAAGUACUGGAGGGAUGGAAACGGCAGCGUUUUCGCUCUCUCAUGGAGUCACACCGUGGAACGCAGUCGUUUUCGAGAUUGUGAUGACGUUUGGGUUGGUUUACACUGUUUACGCUACUGCCGUGGAUCCCAAGAAAGGUGAUAUUGGAAUCAUUGCUCCUUUAGCGAUUGGGUUAAUCGUUGGAGCUAAUAUUCUCGUUGGUGGUGCGUUUGAUGGUGCGUCGAUGAACCCGGCCGUUUCGUUCGGUCCUGCCGUGGUUAGCUGGACCUGGACGAACCAUUGGGUCUAUUGGGUCGGUCCAUUUAUUGGUGCAGCCAUUGCAGCUAUUGUUUAUGACACUAUCUUUAUUGAUAGUAAUGGACAUGAACCACUUCCUUCUAGUGAUUUCUAAGUUAGGGUUUUUUCUGAUUUCUUCAAAAACAAGAAAGCUGAUGUUGUACUGAUGAGAGAGGUGUAUGUUUUUAACUCUGAUGCGUGUUUUUUUAUUAUGUUUGUAGCAUGUGGCUAAAGAUGUUACUUUUUACUACUUUGUGUUUCUUUAAGUGAUUAAUAAAUAAAAUAUUGGAAUUCCCAUAUACUAUUUAAAUUGGAUUGGAUUAAUGUGCGCGGGGUUUACGUAGUAUCAGUUCACACGUAAGAAAUCAUGUGCAGCGAAAUUGAUUGGAGAGUAUAUUCUUGAGAUAAUGCUCCCAUGGUGACAACAAAUAAAAUAUAAUAGGACCCGCCAUUAUAAUACAAUUGAGAAUAUAUUAUGGAUAAUGGAUGGUUGGUUCGUCCAUGCACGUUCUAUGUGUGAAUCUUAGCUAAUGAUGUUUUUAGUGGAUAUAGGAAUUGUUUACACAAAAAAAAAAUAUUCAAACAAAAAAAAAAACUAAAUGUGCACAAGAACAAGAAAAAAAUAUGAUGUCUAAGAAUUCUCAGUCAAUUAGCUAGAGACUAUCACAAGAUUAUUGCUUCAGCAGUAAAUAAUUUACGUUUAGUGAAAAUGAUAAGCCUUCAAAAACAUUGUUUGAAAAUAAUAAAUUGGAAUAUGAAUAUAUGUGACUAAUUGCAUUCGUAUGAACGUAUAUCGUCGGUGUCCCGGUUUUUCCUCUAAAACGCGUUUGGAGUUGCAUGCACGUUCAACCAAAGUGCGAUGACCUGAUUUAGUUCUUAAUCCGUCAAUAAUUAUGAGUACUAUUGUUUAUUCAUCGUGGAUUUAUAGAGAGAUAUAUUAAUGGUCGUACGUAGGAUAGGAUAUAGUUUUCUACCAUGAUAUCAUAUCAUUAUAUCAUACCCAAUAUUUUAUAUAAAAAAUCAGAAGUCGGAUCGAUAACGAACUAUAAUAUUGUUGUAUAUUACUCCUAUUUGUUCAUAUCAUUCGAUCGAUGAGCUAAAAGUCUACAUAAGAAAGUUAUCAUUAUAAUACGAAUUUUCAUUUAUUUAACUAUUGUUCAAUUAAUUAUACAUACCGUCACAAGAUAUUUUAACUAAAUUAAAUCUCAACAUACUGUGUAAUCACGUGCGUUAAUCAAUAGAUCAUCGUAUGUUGUAUUGUAUCAUGGCUCUGUUAGCUAUAUUUUCUUGUCAUGUACGAACUCUGUAUUUCAUAUUAAUAACAUAAUCAGAUUGACGCCAAAACAAGUUCAAUUUUCUGAAGAAGAAUUUCCUAAUAUUCGUCAAAAAUUCAUUACAAUAGUUUUAUAUGUCGAAUUACUCUUCUUUUUGGUCGGUAUCGAAUCACAAACUCGUCUAAACCCUAUAUAGUAUAUUAAAUGAAUAUAAACAAAGUUGAUCAAAAUCUCGAAUCCAUUAGUGGGCUGAAAAGGCUCUAUAAGAAGCCUCUCGCAUUCACAAAUAUGACCCUCGGGGCCUACUAAAAGUAAAGCACAGGAAUCUUUACUAAGAUAGAAAACACCACGCGUCGCUUAAAAAUGAAACAUACACUCGCUCGUUAAUUUCACAUGGGGGGCGUGCCAUGCAGAACGUUCGGCUCAUCUAAGCUGGGUUUAGGCCCUCUAUCUGUAGCUUCACUGGGCUUUAACCUUCUUUAAUAUGACUUUCUAUAGAGCCCAAAAAGAAUAGUACACAUCAUUCAGUAAUUAUUUUCUUUUUAUUUCGGAAAAUUAUCUGUACUUUACCAAUGGUUUGACUUUGACUAUAAAAUUUGGAAGAGAUCUAGGGUUGUUGCCAGUGGAUGAUGUCAGACGUCUGAUCUUGUCUUGCACACAAUAUUUCAAUAAUGUGUAAUUGCUGUCGGUAUAAUAUGUUUUGGGUUGAUAUUAUUAUUCAAGUAUUUUGUCAUUUUAUUAGUUUUCUGAAUAGGUUUCCCGCUUCUGUAAAUUUUAUUUUCAAAAUAGAUGAUUAAAAUACUGAAAAAGUAAUGUGCAGUAGUAGUAAGUAGGCUGAAGUUUACGUUUUAGAUAGAAGUGAGACGGAUGUGUCAAUGAGACUUAGCUCUGACCAUAGAGACGGAUGUGCCAAUGAGACUUCGCUCUAACCAUAGACUCCACUUUAUGAUACUUUCGAAACAUUGGAAUAGUAAAUUUUAUCUGCCACCUUUCUCAUCGUUUUUCUAAGUAAAGUUAAAAAGUGAAAACUAGUGUCAUUUUAGUAAGUAGCUAUAUAAAAUCUUGAUUUAUAUAUAUCAUAGGUGGUCCUUCUAAUCGAGCGUAGUAUUGUCAGACGCAUGGAUGAUACAAGUACCAUUACACUGAAAUAAAAUCUUAACAAGAAAAUGCGAAGAAGACUGAAUACGACUUUUUCUUACGUAAUGAUGAUGUUCAGCUUUAAUUGUAUUUGUUUCCCUUUCCGUAACCAUUUAAUACGGAGUCAAAUUCCGAACAUUUACUACAUGACAAGUAAAAAAAUAUCCAUAGGUUUUUUUGAAAGUUACAGGCAAUAAUAAUAACAAAAAUGUCAGGCAAAUAACAAAUUUAAGGGGCCAUAAAUUCAAUUGUACAACCUGAGAUUGAUUUUAAAAGGAAUUUUAAAAAAUUGGUUUAAACCCCUCAAAAAAAUUCAUUUGGGCUUUAUUUAUUUUUACGUUCCUUUUUGUAACCUAAAGCUACACACACUACAAGGAAGAAAAAGAGU
Brassica napus (rape) is the source of this 3488-nucleotide messenger RNA. Its product is annotated as aquaporin TIP1-3. The record is from RefSeq and is a predicted model, not a curated record. Gene Ontology annotation, biological process: transmembrane transport; water transport. Bases 46 to 804 code for a protein of 252 amino acids. Gene Ontology annotation, cellular component: membrane. The transcript has a single exon. Lineage: Eukaryota; Viridiplantae; Streptophyta; Magnoliopsida; Brassicales; Brassicaceae. Gene Ontology annotation, molecular function: water channel activity.